UUAUUUAUAAAAAUAAAAACAACUAAUUAGUUAAAUAUUUAAUUAACAGAAAAAAAAUAAAAUUAGUUUGAUAUAUUUCAAUAGUUUUAUAAGAUAAAUAAAAAAGGGUAAUCAAUCAGAAAAAUGAUGGAUUUAGAUCCAAAUUCAAUAGUUAACAUGCUCUCUAAUCCUGAGCAAUAUAAAAAAUCUGCGAAGCCUUAUAAGCAAGCAAUAAACUAGGGAGAUAUGAAAACUAUGCUAGUUAUGUCCUAGGUUAUUUAAGAAUGCCUUUAAAGAUAGAGGGAUGAAAAACCUAUGGUUUUACUAAAUAGCAUACGUUUUGUUAAAGAAACACUCGAUAAAUCAGCUUAAAGGAAAGAUUAUUAAGAACUAAUAGCAGAAAGAAUUUUACCAGAGAUGUUUAUUUCAGCUUAAUUUGAUAAAGAAAAAAAAGAAGAAGAUAGAGGUAAAUUUUAUUUUGGUGACAAACCUUCAAAUGAAUUGGCAAUUUUGGGAAAUAGUUUCUUUAGAUUAGUAUUAGAAUGCCUACUAGUCUGGUCUAAUUGGUUCCCAAAUACUAUGUAUUCAGAAAUUUAUCAGUAAUUGGUUUAAAUAGGAGUUACCUUUCCUGAAUAGCUCAAUUAUUUUAAAGAAGAGAAUGAAAAAAGAUAAUCAUAAAUAUCUCAAGGUAAUAUAAAUUCCAGCCAAAGGAAUAGCACGUCUUAAAAAAACCCAUCUCUUACAUAGAUACAAUAAAAUUAACAACAAGGCUCAAAUACAAGCAUACCUUAACAAGUUAUACAGAUUAAGAGUUAUUUAACAGGAUUGAACUUAAAUAUCACUCGUUCAGGAGAAUUUUCUAAAAUAUUAGUGUAGGUUCUAGUGUAGUUUUAAAAGGUAAAGGAGAGUAUUAGAGUAAAUUUGUUGAGCGAAUAAUUGAAUGUCGAAUAAUUUAACUAGAAUUUAGCAGAAAUAAAAUAAUUUAGCAAUGACUUUAAAGUUUUAAUUGAAAAGGCUCAACACAUAGAAAGUUCUCCCUCUUUCGAGUAGCAUUUAACUCGUCUUUUCAAUGAAAGUGAAUUUUCUGAUAAUUUUUUGGCAGACAUUUAAGCUUAUAAGUAGAAGUCUAUACUUUUUGAAGAAAUAAAACGUAAAUAUACUAUAAUUAUAAGACCUCUAAGAACUCAAAGCAGUAUGAGUCCAACUAAUUAAAAUGAUGAAAAUCAAAAUUUCAAUGAGUACAACAAAAAUUAUAAUCAAAAUUUAAAGUAGAAUAGUGAUUAAGUUAUAGAAUAAGGUAGUUCUCGCUUCGGACCUACAUAUAAUUAAGAAGAUAUUGAAGAAGAGGAAAAAUAUAAUUAACAAAAUAGCUAUAAAAGAAAUGAAGGAAAUAAUUUUAGCACACCCACUCCUAAUCCUGAUUACAGAGGCAAUCAUCACUAAUCAUAAUUUAGCUCUAAUAGUAGCAGUUUCAAUGUUAACAACAACAACAAUAAUAAUAAUAACUAAUUUAUCAACAGUAGUCAGUUAAAAUAAGGAUAAUCAUAAUACACUUCUAAUAUUUAGCAAGGUUCAGAAAUUAAUGGUUCUCAGCGUUUGAUUAAAAAGCAAUCAUUCAAACAUUUAUUUGAAUAAAACGAUAUGGAUAAAUACAAAAUGGAAAUGAGAAGUGGAUCGAGUUACAGAAAGAUGUCGCCUUCUCCAUCAAAUUAAUCUUCGUAUUACUCUAGUUCAAUAAAAAGUGCAGUACUUAGAAAGCCAGGAGGCGAUAGGAUGGGUAUAGAUAGCUAGAUGUCACUAUAAAAAGAGUCAGAAGAGGUGAUUAGGCUAAAGAAAUAGUUAGAAGACACAGAAAAAGAGAGAAAUAUGUGGAAGCAAAAGUAUGAAGAAAUAUACCUAGAGUUAUAAAAAUUAAAAUAAAGUUAAUGA
This is a messenger RNA of Tetrahymena thermophila SB210, 1908 nucleotides long. RefSeq lists its product as hypothetical. Lineage: Eukaryota; Ciliophora; Oligohymenophorea; Hymenostomatida; Tetrahymenidae. The record is from RefSeq and is a predicted model, not a curated record. The transcript has a single exon.